Parnassius mnemosyne (clouded apollo) is the source of this 879-nucleotide messenger RNA. The record is from the annotation of a GenBank genome assembly. NCBI's taxonomy places the organism in Eukaryota, Metazoa, Arthropoda, Insecta, Lepidoptera, Papilionidae.
UUGACAGCUGUCGAUCGCUUCACGCGAUGGACUGAAGCUGUACCACUAAAGGAUAUCACCGCGGAAUCAGUGGCUAAAGCGUUUUUAUCGGGAUGGAUAGCGCGGUUCGGUUGCCCUACCGAUAUUGUUACCGAUCGCGGUAGGCAAUUCGAAUCAGCACUAUUCGCGCAGUUAUCAAGGUUCAUUGGCUUUAAGCACCGCAGGACUACCAGCUAUCACCCUCAAUGCAAUGGUCUCGUCGAAAGAUUUCAUCGGCAAUUAAAAACAGCAAUCAUGUGCCAUGCCGAUAGCAGUUGGACUGAAGCUUUGCCAAUUGUGCUUCUCGGCAUAAGAAGCUCUUUCAAAGAAGAUCUUCAGUCUUCCUCAGCCGAGUUAGUAUACGGCGAGCCAUUGCGACUUCCUGGUGAAUUUUUUGGCCACAAAGUUGACAAAUGUACGACUGACAUAACGGACUUUUCAGCCCGUAUCAGAUCAUUUGCCAAUAAGUUACAGCCAGUGCCAACUUCGCACCAUGCGAAAAACAAAAUCUUUAUUUAUAAAGAUCUAACAUCUUGUUCGCAUAUUUUCCUCAGAGAAGAUAGUUUGAGAGGGGCGUUACAACCGGCAUAUACUGGUCCUCACGAGGUGGUUGAGAGAAAUGAAAAAACUUUUAAAAUCAGAGUAAAGGGCAAAGUCGUGACAGUAUCGGUAGACCGACUGAAACCAGCCUACAUACUGUCCCACUCAAAUGACCCCACUCCAACUCCUUCUCCACCACUCAAACCAACUCCUAAUCCCACACCUACUCCACUUCCAAAUACCAGCCCAUCGCCAACAACUGCGUGCAAAACAACUCGUUCUGGGCGCAGAGUACAUUUCCCAGAUUAUUAUCGCCCGUAG